GGUUGGUCUGUACAUCCGGGUGCGCGAAGCGGCUGUUGCCGGGCUUCGGGACACAGGCCGGUUCCGUCGGCUCCGGCUCAGGCUAGAGCGGGAGAGGCGGCAAGCGAGGGGCCGAGUGUCCGUAACCCCCUCCCCUUUCCUCCAUACUCACUUCCCCCUCCCGGGGAAGAAGCCUACCCUUUGCCUCCUGUCUUCGGGAGUCAGUCUUUAGGGUGGCGCCGGGGUCUGACCAAACCCCCAACCCACCCAAAAAAACCCCUCCAGUGCCCGGAGCGGGCGGGCGGGCCGUUCUCCCUCCUCGCGCACUCUCUCCGCUCGGCCCGGACCUGGUGACCGGCAGGGCAGCCGGACGUCUUUUUUUCAUCCCCACUCCUUCUCACCCGGGCAAACUUCCUCAGUCCGAGGCCUGAACUGUCAGCCUCGGAAUCUCUCUGUCAGGGACAUGUUCACAAAGCCCUCCGUGGCAGCCAUGGAUAAAAAAGAAUGGAUUGAAGAAAAUGGAGAGCCAUUAGUUAAUCUACCAAAAAUCUGUGUUAUGAAGAAACCGUAUCGAUAUUCAAAGGAAAAAUUACUGGAAAUCAAGGACUAUCCAUAUGCCAAGCGGAGACCAGCAUGCCUUCUGGAAAAAUAUGACAGUGAAGGUAUCUGGGACCCUGAGAAAUGGCACGCAUCCUUGUACCCCAGCUCAGGCAGGAGUUCACCAACAGAUGGGACAAAGAAGGAUUAUUCUUCAGAUCUGGACAGAGCAGUUCUCAAACGGAGAAUGGCAGAUCCACGUGAGAGAAUCAAAGAAGAAGAUAUUGAUGUUGUGCUCAGUCCACAGCGCCGGAGCUUUGGUGGAGGCUGUCAUGUGAUUAGUACUUCAAACUCCCGGAGAUCUGGAAGCCCACUAGAAAAUAAAGAAAACGAAAAUUCCCGUGGAUUGGGUGCCCAGCGGCGAAUUGGCAGUGGACGGAUAAUUGCAUCAAGAACCUUUGAUCGAGAUGGCCGAGACAAAGAUUUGCGUGACAGAGAUGUGCGCGAGGGAAGAGAUUACAAGGAAAAACGUUUUCGGAGGGAGUAUGGCGAUGGAAAACGUGUUUUUGGAGAGCGGAGACGAUGUGAUUCAUACACCGAGGAGGAACCAGAAUGGUUCUCUGCUGGCCCCACCAGUCAGUCAGAAACAAUUGAGCUGACUGGCUUUGAUGAUAAAGUACUAAUGGAGGAUCCAAGGCGGCCAAAGCGGUGGAGGAAGCGAUCGGAUAUCCUUAAAGAAGGUGCAGAAUGCAAUGGUGGUGGUCAAGAGACCGAUACGUCAUCCACAGUUCCUGCAACUGAAGCUGACCAAGAAGUUCCUCAGGAGGCAGUCCUACCAGAGCAGACGCCAGGGGAUUUUGACUUCAAUGAGUUCUUCAAUAUGGAAAAGAGUGUACCUGGACUGGCUUUGAUGAUCGAAGAGGUGCUGGGUGAAGGAUCAGUAUCAUCCAGCCGGUUCAGCCAGUGGUUCUCUAGUAACGUGAGUCGACCAGGUAGCCGAUCCAGUAGUUUACGAUCUACUCCACAUGAAGAACUUGAAAGACUUGCUGGUCUGGAACAGAGGAUCCCAACACCUGUUUCACAACUUGGUAACUACUUUGCUCCUAUUCAGUCAAGAGAAGAUAAUAAGGAGGUUAAUAAAAAGGUUGAUAUUCUAGAGAUUCUGCGAAAAGCAAAUGUGGAUGUGAAACCACUUCUAUCCAAUCUCACAGCCAAUAAGGAGAAGCUGAAGGAGAGUUCACAGACUGGAGUGGUGUUAUCUGUGGAAGAAGUGGAGGCAGGUCUGAAGGGUCUCAAAGUGGAACCAGAAAGGAAACUUGCCACUCCAUUCAUGGUUGAACAUCUGGAACAGACUUUGACCUCUUCAUCAGGUUCCAAGCCAGCUCAAAGAGACAUGGACAUGACUGCUUUCAAUAAAUUGGUUAACACUAUGAAGGCAAGUGGGACCCUGCCUUCACAGCCAAAACCUCCUGAGAUUCUACCACCCCAUGUAAUGGGGCCUCCAUCACCAGAUAUUCUAGGUGACCUGCUUGGAAACCAGAAUCAUUCUACGUCAACCUUGCUAAAUCAGCGAGGCCACUCCUCUCCAAUACCAACAUUCCAGCAGUCAUCCCCAUCAGAGUUCUUCAGAGUCAAGUCACCACUUGGUUAUGCUCCCAAUGCUCCACACAUCCGCGAUCACUUCCAAGGAUUACCGUUGCCCAAAAACAUAUCACCUAUUCCAGCUCCACAGGCUGUUAGCCCAUCCCAACUGGAUAUGCGACAGGGUGCCAUGGAUGGCCUUCCGUUUGCACAAGAUUUGCACAUGCCAGGUGGAGAUGUUUACCAACCUGGAUAUGGGAAGAUGCAUCACGAUCACAGGGAUGGCUAUAGGGUCAGGCAGCAGCGAAUUAGCCGAUCACCUGGGCCAGCCAGUCAACACCGACUCAAUGCAGCAUCACCAUCGCAAUCUUCCUCAUUUACAAACAUGCUUUCUCCAUCAUUCACCCCUACCUCAGUAAUCCGGAAGAUGUUUGAAAGCAAAGACAAGAGCAAAGAUGGAAAAGAGAAUCGUCCUGUGAAAGACUGUGUAGAGGAUGGGCCCCUGAUAGAAGAUCACCUGUCUUCUGGCUCUCCAAUGGAAAACACUGACAGAGGGGCAUCUCCAAUCGGAGGGACAAGAUCGACUUACCACAGAUCAGCUUGUACGACUCCCCAGUUAAACCAGAUGCGUUUCACCAAAGACCAAGACUACAGGCCCAGAUCCACAGGAAGGAAAACACCUACCAGAGCUUCUCCAGUUCCUGGAUCCCCUUUUCAAAGGCCCAUUUGUCCUGUGCCCAUUAUGUCACAUGUUCCACUUGUACGCCAGUCUCCUCCCCACUUACCACCAGGCCUAGUCCAGAGAAUGCUGGCACAAGGAGUUUCCCCACAACAGUUACAUCCAGCACUUCUACAUGCAGCAGGUAUGUUUCCAUCAGGCAUGGAUCUGUCACACUUGCAAAGCCUCCCCCCAACACUGCUUGGGCAGACAUUCUACCCUCUUCCAACAAGUGGUCUUCCUCUUCUAAAUCCUCGUGCUACACUCUCCUCAACACACAUUCAGGCUUCUGCAACACCCUUGCAGCACCUGGCCAUGAUCAGACAAGUGUUGCAGUCUCCCAGUGCAGGUGGCCAAGGCCCUGGAGCCCACCUGCAUCUGAACCAGCAGAAUUCCAACCUGCGAUCCCUGCAUCAUAGAAGUGGAUCUCCAGUUAAUCUUUCUAAGUGGUUUGGCAAUGAUGUUCUUCAGCAACCAUUACCGUCUAUGCCAAGCAAAGUAAUAAGUGUGGAUGAACUUGAGCUCCAUCAAUAGUAUGUCAUGUAACACACUUGGUGCAACAGUUUUACAAAGGUACCUGCAGGUGUCCAAGCGGGGGGGGGGGGGGUGUCCUUGAAUUAUUUUUGUUACCCCAGUAUUUCUUGAUCCCUACUUUGACUUUGUGACUGACCAUGCGUUCACAACUACUUGAAUACUGUCACCUGGGGUUAUAACUCAACUGUGCCAGUGAAACAGGGCCACAAGGUCUGUGGGGCAAAUGCCUGCAUUACAGAUUAGAUACUUUUUAAGAGAACCCAAGAGCACUUCACUUUCCAGUGAAAAUGCAACCAAAAAGGGUUUUUGGGGAUUUUACAAACCAUAUACGCUGCAAUAAAAAUUGUAUAGACCUUGUGUACAGAAACUCAUGUAAAAUAACACUGCUUACAUCUGUACAUAAGCAUCUGCAGUGGCUGACUAUGUAUAUAAAUGCUGCUGGAAGGACAAAUGCAGUGACACUUGUGCUCCAGUUUUGCUGAAAUAUAUUUUGUAAGGUUUUUGUUUUUUCUUUUUGCAGCAUGAAAGAUUGUGGGAAUUUUAAUUUCCAAUGCACUACAUGGUUCCUAAGUCUGGUAAUUGCCAGUAGGUAGGAACUAAGCAAGCAUCGCUGUACCUGGGAGUGUUUUGUGUAUGUGUGUGUGUGUGUAUAUAUAUAGAUUCCUUUUAAUACUGGAAGCAGGAAAAGGCAAAAAGACCCUUUAAUUUUUCUUUUUGGUGUCAAAAACUGAGAUAGAGAAACCCAAAUGGGCUGGGAACUUAUACUUUCAGUGUGAAGCCUUCCCAACUCUGCUACUCGAGUCUAAUGUCCACAAAAGGGACAGUGUAGGGUGAUUUCAGUUAUACCUUUUUUGAGGGCCCUGGAAUCUGACAGUUGCUUGCCAGUAGAGGGUGCUAGCCCCACAGCACCAGUAUGGACACUGUUGCCUCUUGUGUUCAUUUACUGAAAUAGCUUUAUUUUGUGUGCCUUUGUUCUGUGGCUGAUAUGCUUUCAUUCCUGCCCCCCAUGGUAUCCCCUUGCCCUCCCUAUACAACUUGAUGUGGAACCCCUUCGUUCACACUGAAGAACAUUGCUUUGUACUGUUCAGAAAUAAGACCUGUGACUUUUCUGGAAUUUGCUGUUUUAGGGAAGGGAAAAGCACAAAUUGAUUUACAAAUGAAGAAAAUAAAAUUUCACAUCUCCAUGUUUUUGUUCCUUUAAUCUUGAACUAUUGAUGUGUGCCAGAAGUUCCAUAUUGCCCACUAAACUUGGAGUUAAAAGUUCCAUAACACUGAUCACCUGAAGCAGUUAUCAGUUUUACAGGUAUCAUGGCUGAGCUUGGUAAUAAGCAUUAAUGAACUUGGAAAUGAAAUAUGCAUGACUGGCAAUUUGCACACGCUCACAAUCUUGUGCUGAAUUACUGGAAAAACUGAAUGAAGUUGUGGAUAUAUAAUUUCUACAUGAAUAUUUCCUUAUCUGCAGGAGCAGCAGCCAAAUUCCACAUACCUAGUAAGCAGCAGUACGAUUGUAAGUUGAGCAAGAUAUAGGUCUCCCUACUAAGAUCUUCCACGUUGACUGGGGUUCAGACAGGCCCUCUCUUUCACGUACCACUGUUGCACUGAGAUCCAUCUGGAUUUUUCACCUGGGUCAGGCCAAAACAUUUCCACGAUAAAUCAAUGGGAUGAGGCCUUGGACCCAUUAGCAAGUAUUAUUUUGUACUUGCUGACAGUACUGUCCAGUAGCAGUGGACAGUAUUUACAAGUUCAUCAAUUUUAUUAAUCAUGGUUAAUCCCAUAAAAGCCAAAAGAAAUGAUGUUGUAAAUCAAACACAUUGCCAAAAAAAACUAAGCAGAUCUGGCAGCAUUUGAAGAGAAAUCAGUUUGUUUUUGGUCCAACAGUCCUUCCUCUGAACUGGUAGGCAGGAAAAUGUUGGCUUACAUGCAGAAGGUGGGGGGAGGAGCAGGAGGCAAGGAAUAAACAAUGGGUGGGGACAGUCAAGAGAACAGUGGGCAGACAAAAGGGUGGAUAAUGAUUUUUGGCUAGGGGAUUGAACUGCUGUUAGUGGAGACUUAGUAGCUAACCAUAGGUAGUGUGUAAUGGCAGACUGAUAACAACCAGACCUGGUUAGUGGAGUUGGGGGGGCUAGGACGUGGGAGAGUUCGGGCCCUAAAAUUAUUGAACUCUAGUCCUGGAUGGCUGCAGAGUCCCUGAGUAGAAAAUGGGGUUCUUCCAGCUUGUGCUGAGCAUCACUGGAACACUGCAGUAAAUCUGAGACAUGUUGGCCAGGUACAGGGUGGUGUCAGUGGCAGACAACUGGAAGCUGUCAAGUGUUCUGUGAUGUGGUUCCCCCUUUGAUUUCACCCCAAGUGCAGGUGAGGUGCUGCUUCACCUGGAAUGUAUGUUU
This is a messenger RNA of Stegostoma tigrinum, 5733 nucleotides long. RefSeq names its product eukaryotic translation initiation factor 4E nuclear import factor 1 (gene eif4enif1). The record is from RefSeq and is a predicted model, not a curated record. The coding region runs from base 443 to 3349 and encodes 968 amino acids. Gene Ontology annotation, biological process: negative regulation of translation. The transcript is spliced from 18 exons. Gene Ontology annotation, molecular function: mRNA binding. NCBI's taxonomy places the organism in Eukaryota, Metazoa, Chordata, Chondrichthyes, Orectolobiformes, Stegostomatidae. Gene Ontology annotation, cellular component: cytoplasm; nucleus.